Messenger RNA from Striga hermonthica, 2004 nucleotides. The record is from the annotation of a GenBank genome assembly. Lineage: Eukaryota; Viridiplantae; Streptophyta; Magnoliopsida; Lamiales; Orobanchaceae.
AUGGCUGGUGCGUGGUGUAGACGCCCAUCCUCAAUCGUCUUUGGGAUCCUGCUUAUCGGGAGCUUGUUUGCAUAUACCAUUGCUGAAGAGGAGGCUGUCAAGUAUGGAACUGUUAUUGGCAUAGAUCUUGGCACAACUUAUUCGUGUGUUGGGGUGUACAAGAACGGACAUGUUGAAAUCAUAGCAAACGAUCAAGGUAACCGUAUCACCCCCUCAUGGGUCGGCUUCACUGACAGUGAGAGGUUGAUUGGUGAGGCUGCAAAGAAUCAGGCAGCCGGUAAUCCCGAGAGGACUGUGUUUGAUGUCAAGAGACUUAUUGGAAGAAAGUUCGAAGAUAAAGAGGUCCAGAGGGACAUGAAGCUCGUUCCAUACAAGAUUGUUAACAAAGAUGGAAAGCCUUACAUACAAGUUAAAAUCAAGGAUGGUGAGACCAAGGUUUUCAGUCCUGAAGAGAUUAGCGCCAUGAUUUUGACUAAGAUGAAGGAAACAGCUGAGGCUUAUCUUGGAAAGAAAAUUAAGGAUGCCGUUGUCACUGUUCCUGCUUACUUCAAUGAUGCUCAGAGACAGGCCACGAAAGAUGCCGGGGUCAUUGCUGGGCUGAAUGUUGUGAGAAUUAUUAAUGAGCCAACUGCAGCAGCGAUUGCCUACGGUUUGGACAAGAAGGGUAGUGAAAAGAAUGUUCUUGUCUUUGACCUUGGUGGUGGGACAUUUGAUGUCAGUAUCUUGACCAUUGACAGUGGUGUCUUUGAGGUUCUUUCUACGAAUGGGGACACUCAUUUGGGAGGUGAGGAUUUUGAUCAGAGGAUCAUGGAAUACUUUAUCAAGCUCAUCAAGAAGAAGCACGGGAAGGACAUCAGCAAGGAUAACAGGGCACUCGGCAAGUUGAGAAGAGAAGCCGAACGUGCCAAGAGAGCUUUGAGCAGUCAGCACCAAGUCCGUGUGGAGAUUGAGUCCCUCUUUGAUGGCAUAGAUUUCUCUGAGCCCCUUACCAGGGCCCGUUUUGAGGAAUUGAACAACGACUUGUUCAGAAAGACCAUGGGCCCCGUCAAGAAGGCCAUGGAGGAUGCCAACCUGGAAAAACGGCAGAUUGAUGAAAUUGUCCUUGUUGGUGGGAGCACCAGGAUUCCAAAGAUUCAACAGCUUCUCAAGGAAUAUUUUGAUGGGAAGGAGCCCAGCAAAGGCGUUAACCCUGAUGAGGCUGUUGCUUUUGGUGCUGCUGUCCAAGGAGGAAUCUUGAGUGGAGAGGGUGGUGAUGAGGUCAAAGACGUUCUUCUAUUGGAUAUUGCCCCUUUGACCCUUGGCAUUGAAACUGUUGGGGGAGUGAUGACCAAAUUGAUCCCGAGAAACACUGUUAUCCCGACCAAGAAGUCCCAAGUUUUCACUACCUAUCAGGAUCAGCAAACUACUGUUUCUAUUCAGGUUUUCGAGGGUGAGAGGAGUCUUACAAAGGACUGUAGGCUGCUCGGUAAAUUCGAUCUUACCGGAAUUCCCCCUGCCCCAAGGGGGACCCCACAAAUCGAGGUGACCUUUGAGGUGGAUGCCAACGGCAUCCUCAACGUCAAGGCCGAAGACAAAGCCUCCGGCAAGUCGGAGAAAAUCACCAUCAACAACGAUAAGGGCCGCCUGAGCCAAGAAGAGAUUGACCGCAUGGUCCGUGAGGCUGAGGAAUUUGCCGAGGAGGACAAAAAGGUCAAGGAGAGGAUCGAUGCUCGGAACAGCCUCGAGACGUACGUUUACAACAUGAAGAACCAAGUGAACGACAAGGACAAGCUGGCGGACAAAUUGGAGUCGGACGAGAAGGAGAAGAUCGAGGCUGCUACAAAGGAGGCGCUCGAGUGGCUGGACGAUAACCAGAAUGCCGAGAAGGAGGAUUACGAGGAGAAGCUCAAGGAGGUCGAGGCCGUGUGCAACCCCAUCAUAACCGCGGUUUACCAGAGGAGUGGUGGUGCGCCAGGUGGCGAUACGGGGAUGGAUGAUGGAGAUGAUGACCAUGAUGAGCUGUAG